AUGCACGCCCCCAAGCUCCUUAUUCUUGCGUUCCUCGCAUCCACCUCCCAAGCAGCCCAGAUCAACAGACCGUCCGUCAAAGACUCCACCAUCCUUCGAUCCAUGGUUAGCUGUGCGGAAUGUCCUGAAAGGAGCUGCUACCAGUGCCGGCUGGGCUCGGAAAGGAACCUUCGCGCAAACACCGGCGGCCUAGCCUGGAUUCGCAGCCUCGUCGGGUUCCGGCUCGACCUUCCCGAGGACAUAUACCCCGACGACAUCACUAAAUGCACUGUUCAGUUUCCAGCAUUCACAAAGCUACCGGAAUCCGCAUUCAACCUGACCGUCAGUCCCGCUGUCUCAUCCGACUGGGACGAGGUCACCGUGAACGGUGACAAUGCUCCUGCCUCGACGGAUGACCUCACUGUAUACCCUGUGCCGGCGCUGACGAACCCACCUCUACUUGAUGUCACCAACGCUUGUUGGCUGGCUGGCGACGACGGACAGUUUUCGAUUUACCUAGGGGCUGAGUUUGGUUCGUACGAGAUUUGGUCAAAGGACUCGGGGAACCCGGCUGUUCUGCAUAUUUAUUAUGAUGAUUAG
This is a messenger RNA of Aspergillus mulundensis, 579 nucleotides long. RefSeq lists its product as uncharacterized. Lineage: Eukaryota; Fungi; Ascomycota; Eurotiomycetes; Eurotiales; Aspergillaceae. The record is from RefSeq and is a predicted model, not a curated record. The transcript has a single exon. Bases 1 to 579 code for a protein of 192 amino acids.